AAAAUGUGAAGCGCAAAUCAAAUAUAGAGUAUUGUUAUCUGCGUAUAUUGUUUUUCUGUUUAUUUAAGCUCACUGUUCACUCUAUAAACUCUGCCGCCUGGCUGCACAAGUCUUUUAUCCUUUAUAUCAUAUCCUCUGUUAACAUGCACUGGGUAUUUCCCCCCUUUUUAACGCGGACUAAAGCAAUGUAUGGUUCGUCCUCUUGAAAACAUUGGGAUAAUUUAUUUCUUGCCUUCUUGUUGCAUUGCAGCGGAUGUCAGAUGUAUGGAUUUGAUGCAACGCCUCACGAUCAUUUUUUUUUUCUCUGAGGCCGAGCGGCGAAUGUGACCUGAAUGCAGCACAUGAUUUAGCGAUGAAACGAGACGAAAACUCAUUCAGAACUGCUGAAGAAUCCGUGACGCGUUUAAACGCCUGAUAACCCGCAAGCUGCUGAAAAAGAUCAUGUCAGCGCGCAUCAGUACAGAAAAGGAAUAUUAGUGGAGGGACGGUCGCAUCCUCCGACAUCAGACAUUUUUUUCUUUUCGUUUCGUUUUCGUAUGGAUUUGUGAUGGCAGAGAUCAUGGUUUGACGGUCUUUUAAGCGGCACAGGGAGACUAUAGACACAUACACAUACGGCGGUGUGUCGGUGCUCGGUGAGCGCUGAAUGUGUCGUUGGUGCGGGGAGGAUUACUGCACGUUUACCCCUCUCCAUCCUCACCACAUCGGAGAAGCGGAGAGAGACGGGCCACGAGGGACACGACGGAAACUGUUUACCGCUGGAGGCAUUAAUAACCGGGCUUUUUCGCUCAGGAAGUGGAUUUAAUGGUUUUACUUUAAGCAGACAUCGAUCCUGGACCGCAGCAUCUCACGUUCAUUUCUUCCUGCAGUGAGUGAUACAGAGGCAUCAGUGCCGAUAAGCGCGCUCACUACACUACUGCAUUUUUUGGGGCAAAGAUAGACUGCAGAUACUUGCUAUAUAUGGCUGUGUAGCUUCCACGGAGGAGGGCCAAUCCCCUCAUUUCGUUGCAUUUUUUCUCACAAUGCGUUUUGUCCGAAUGCACUUGGGAGAUUUUUAGCCCAGAAUCAUUUGGCCGUUCCACUAUCUGCCGUCUCCUCUCCAAUUGCAAGAUUAUCGGGAGGGGAAAAAACACCCAGCAGCGCAUCCCCGAUGGCAUGGACACUUCCGCAGGGUCUGCCGCGCCGCCGUGCUACCGGAGCCCGUUCGCAGCCCGCCCGAGCCCGCGCCGAGCCAAAGCAAGCGGCAUGAGGCUCGAGCCGGUGCCCUUCUCCAUGCUGGUCAUCGGGGUCGCGUUCGCGUGCCACUCCCCGAGCCCGAGCUCGCUGCGGGAGCGCGCCCGCCACUCCGCCGUGGUGAUUGAGGGCCGUGUGCAGUCGGCGCCCCACAACGCUUCGGGCGCAGAGCCCUACCGGGUGGACGUCAAAGUGCUAGACGUGUGGCCGCGGCACAGCGGCGGCCUCGAGCGCGAGCAGCUCGUCACCGUGCGCGAGCUGGGCCCGACGAGCGGGCCGUGCGCGCGCGUGCUCAACGACCAACGGUACAUCUUCUUCAUGGACCCCACCGAUGAGCCCCUGGUGUUCAGGGCGUCGUACGCGCCCCUUGAAGCCAGUGGCAUGGAUGUGAAAAAAGACGUCGGGAAGAUCUUGUGCGAGGACUGCGGAGCUCCUACAAUUAAACCUUUGCGGAGCCCGGUAGUGGUGCCAGAAGGAUCCCGGAUAACAGUGAAGUGUGAGGCCUCGGGUAAACCUCCCCUGUCCUAUAAGUGGUACAAAGAUGGCACCAUACUGAAAAAGAGCAAACAAGUCAGGAUCAGAGCCAAGAAGAAAAACUCCAAGGUCCAGAUUACUAGUGCUCGGCUGGAGGACUCUGGGAAUUACAUGUGUGUAGUGGAGAACGACAGUGGGAGUAGCAACAGCACAAGCACCGUUCAUGUCCAAAGCAUAACCACAGCGUUACCUCCGGGCUCAGGCCACGAAAGAAGAUGCAAUGAGACAGAGAAGGGAUACUGCGUGAACAACGGCGAGUGCUACUUCAUCCAUGGUAUAAACCAGCUCUCCUGCAAGUGUCCAAAUGACUUUAAUGGCGAUCGCUGUCAAACCUACGUUAUGGCCAGUUUCUACCAGUCUCUUGGGAUUGAGUUUAUGGAGGCAGAGGAGCUCUAUCAGAAGAGAGUCCUGACAAUCACAGGCAUCUGCGUGGCUCUGUUGGUGGUGGGCAUUGUGUGUGUGGUGGCCUACUGCAAAACCAACCUCCCCCCUAGGAAACAGAGGAAGAAGAUGCACAAUCACCUGAGGCAGAACAUGUGUCUGGAUCACCCCAAUCGCAGCCUAGCCAACGGGCCCAACCACCCGGGCCCAGGCCCUGAGGAGAUCCCGAUGGUGGAUUAUAUCUCAAAGAAUGUCCCAGCCACUGAGAGAGUGAUGAGAAGUGGAGCCGAGACUUCGUUUGCUGGCAGCCAUCAUUCUUCCAGAUCCCACAAUUCCUCCACCCGAGCCCACUCCUCCACAAACAGACAUGACGAGAAGACAUGGAGCCUGGAGCGGACGGACAGUGUGCUGUCGGACUGUCCCUCAGGCGUGCUCUCGUCCUCCGUUGACACCAGUAAGUGCAGCAGUCCGGCGUGUAUGGAGGCACGAGCGCGUCGUGCCGCCCACUGCGGCUUCACCGAGUCCCGCCGGCCACCAGUGCGCUAUGGAGAAUCCUUCGACUCGCUCGACUCACCACACAGUGACAGGUAUGUGUCAGCCCUGACUACACCAGCGCGCUUGUCUCCAGUGGACUUCCAUUACUCACUGCCUCCACAGGUGCCUACCUUCCAGAUCACGUCUCCCAACGCCAGCCACGCCAUGUCUCUGCCGCCAGCCGCCCGUGCCCCCUACCCACCUGAGGAGGACCAGCCGCUGCUUCGCUGCUACCAACUGCCUCUGCACGAGGCCCAGCGCCAUGAGCCCUACCAGCAGCGGAUACAACAGCAGCGGGCACGCUCCUACCUGCAGGACAGUGCAGGCAGCCUGCCCUCCAGUCCAUACCGGCUGGCCCAGCACGACGAUGAGUAUGAGAGCACGCAGGAGUACCCACCCUCACUGGGGCAACCAAAGAGAAGCAGUGGACGCUGGCACAGGUCCAGACUGAAUGGGCACGUGGCACCGCAGGGCUACCGGCCAACCCGGGACUUGGGCUCGCGCAGCUGCCUGUCGGACAGUGAGUCGGAGGAGGGCGAGGAGGGCGAGAGCACACCCUUCCUCAGCAUGCAGAACAUAAACACACCCGAGCCCUCAGCCAUCUACAGGCCCGCACCGCCCACACACACACGGACUUCCCACACACAGAGCAGACACACGCAGCAGCAGCACACACGCUCCAAACCAGACAGAGCUGCCCACUAAAGACACAGUCCACCUACACACCCGCAAAAUCUGUAUACCUAUAGACCUGCACCUAUAAAAAAUAUUUUUUAUUUUAUAUAACUAACAGAUAUUCUAAACAAAUGAAAUAUUUAUUUUCAUUUUAGCAAAAAAAAGUUGUCUACUAGUUAACAGCAAAGACUUUUUUUUAUAGGGAAAACUAUUUAUAUGUACCUUUUGAUUUACAGCAUAAAAGAGACGUGCCAAUUUUUUCACAACUUAAAGAAAUAGAAUAAUAUUGUGGUGCCUUUUGCUGUAUGCCGAUGCCAGAGGGCCAGUGGAGUUUUUGUAGCCUUUCUUAUAAGGACGCCUCAUUUUUUAUACGCACUCUUUCGUUGUCUCUUUUUUGGCCUUUUCUUUUCCUUAUCCUUGUGUUCUUUCGGGAGCAGACCCAACCAUUUGAGCAGUGACAUUUCCUCCCCCUUUCACAUCAUGCAAUAUAAACCACUCUUGCGGUGUAUGUUUACAAGAAUAUAAUUCACAUGUUAAAUGAUUAUGUUUCUUUCCUAACAGGAACUUAAUGACAAAUGCAACUGGGACAGGGGCUUAUUUAUUUUUUUCCAAUGAAACAGAAGAAAAGCGUGUGAUGUGCAUUCAGAUGUGUUGCACACCAGUGUUAAGUGUGUGAGCUGAAGGAGGGAGAUGUCGAAUUUUUCAGACUAGUUUCCAUUUAUCAGACUUCACACUAUUGAUUAAAGGGUCACAACUUGUUCCGAUCUGAGAGGCAGAAACCUGUCCCUCUGUAGCAGAUGCUGUGAAGGGUUCCAGCGAUGGCUUUGUCAGCACUCUAGUCCUCUCUUUCCAAACAGUCCCGUUCACGCUCUCUCAUUCUGUCCUUCCUGUCCUUCUAGCGUGGCUGAUACUGAAACUUUUAACGAGUCCACUGAUGAAUUUUAGAAGUAUGGGAUUAUUUUGUAUUAUGGGAAACAUGAAAAAUUGGAUAAUAUCAUUCACAAGGAAUUUUUUUUUAAGAACGAAAGAGAGAGCGGUGAACAGCCACGUAGUGUCUCAGGACAACCCCCCACACCCACACCCACCCGUUCCACCUCACCCCACACCUUCCUCCCUCUAUCACAGGACUGAAGUAAAAGGAAAACCCUCACAGGCUUAUUAUGAAUGUAUAAGCUCACUCUUCCAUCCCCAUUCAUGCUGGGAAUCUCAUUGUAAUACGCACACACACACACACACACACACACACACACACACACACACACACACACACACACACACACACACACACACACACACACACAAAAGACAAGACAAAUAGCUGUGAAACUUCCUUUUAUUGGGGCCAUAAAAAUAUGCCAAAAUAUGCAAGCUUUAUAUUUUACCAGUUGUUUUCUGAAAGAACCAUAGUGCAUUGUGUGAAAACUGUGAUGCUUGAUUUGAGUUUGGUGUACUUGAGUUGAGCUCCCCUUAAUUCUAAUCAAUCAGACCACCGAAUCAUGACACAUGACUAACCAUGACCAUCUCAGAGUCCAGACGGGACCAAAGCGGAUAGCUUUAUUCCUGCAUGAGUCUGUCAUUCAGGACAUUCAUAAGGCUGAUCUUACAGAAGGUCCUGAGCUCUUACUCAUGUUAAAAAUUGGCCAGGUUGUCUGUAGUAAAUUUCAAAAAUAUCAAUGUCAAAUGUGAAGGAACAGAAGUAUCAGUGGCAUAGAUCAUUCAAGAUAUCCAGAAAAGGGAGAAAUGGAAUGAUUAAAAAGCUAUAUAAUAUAUUAUAUAUAUAUAUAUAUAUUUAAAAACUAGAUCCUGAAAUGUUUCUCUUGCUCUGUUGUGGUGGCACAAACAAUUAGAGACAAAAUAUAUCAUUUUUUUCUAGCACUAUGAUGAUCAGAGUUUCUGUUUAUUCCCUGACCUGCUCCUGUUUGUACGUUUGAGAAAUGCAAAAUCAGACAGUGCUUCUCUAGUUAGUUUUAAAUGUGAUAUACCUCUCCUCCUCCUUUUCAGCUUCCUCCUCAUCCUCCUUCUCCUCUUCCUCCAAAAAAAGCCCCAUUAGACUCUGACAGUUAUGUUCCUACAGUUUCUUCCUUUUGUGUUUUCCUCCUCGCUUGAGAAGUUUGAACACCUCUGCAUGUCCUUGUGGUCAAGGUUAAAUGGGUGCAUGGUAAAAAGCAGCAGAUGAUUUUAUUUCCCUCCAAGUCAGUGAAAGUGUAUUCCAUUUAAUAUCCAGCAAUAAAAAAAAAGAGAAUCUUCCCCCCUCCACCCAUGUCAAUUCUUGGAAUAUGCUAGAAAAAAAGAGAAAUACAUGCCAGGUUGUCUUAGAUUGUAAAAUAAAAAAAAAUUAACCACGUCUUCACAUUAAAAAAAAAUAAA
Molecule: messenger RNA, 5721 nt
Organism: Tachysurus fulvidraco (yellow catfish)
Lineage: Eukaryota; Metazoa; Chordata; Actinopteri; Siluriformes; Bagridae
Gene: nrg2a
Product: neuregulin 2a
Exons: 11
Coding region: 1153-3384 (743 amino acids)
Biological process (GO): intracellular signal transduction; animal organ development; nervous system development
Molecular function (GO): signaling receptor binding
Source: RefSeq, a predicted model, not a curated record